Molecule: messenger RNA, 2674 nt
Organism: Hibiscus syriacus
Lineage: Eukaryota; Viridiplantae; Streptophyta; Magnoliopsida; Malvales; Malvaceae
Product: protein WEAK CHLOROPLAST MOVEMENT UNDER BLUE LIGHT 1-like
Exons: 2
Coding region: 1-2580 (859 amino acids)
Source: RefSeq, a predicted model, not a curated record
AUGGAAAUUUCUAAACCCUCCUUUCCAGAAAAUGCUUUUGAUGCCCCAAUUACAAGGCCAGAAAACCAUGUAACAGAUAAUUCAGCUUCAAAUUUGUCAGUUGGCAUUGAUCAAACUCAAACGGAUCACCAGGGUACACUGAUGGAAGAUUCUACUACUCAAGGAAUACAUAGUCCCAAUGAAAAGCUAUCUCAAAAUACUAUUUCUCCUGCAAUUUCACCUAGUCAUAUCGAGAACGUAAUCGCUCCUCGUGCUUCCGAUCCGAUGGUCGAGACUUGUGAAACUGAGCUUCUGGUAUCACCCAGUGAACUCUCUUUACCUCGUGUUGCUGUUGGAUGUAGACAAAAAUCUGAAGAUGCCAAUUAUGUUGUCAAUGGUGACAAUAACAUAAUUUUGCCUUCUGAUAAGAACCAAUCUCAAAGUAAUCACCACAUGCAACCAACCACCGGUCCUACUGAACCCCAUCUUCCGGCCAACGCCAUUAACAUCAGAUCAUUACAAGAUACUUCGGAUGGAAAAAGGAGUCGAGGUGAUGAUUCUCUUUUCAGCUCACAUGCUCUUCUUGGUGGCAUUGUUCUAUCUUCUCCCAAUGCUGAUCACUCUAAUCAGGCCGAACCAUUAGAUGCUAAAAACAUGGAUCAUGUAGCUAAAUUCAAUCUUAUGUUGCCUCAUCAAAGGAUCAUCAAUUCUUCGGUUGAGUCCCCAAGAUUCAUUAAGGAAGGUUCUUUCAACGGAAGAAUUCAUAUCGAUACAGCUGCACCUUUCGAAUCUGUUAAGGAAGCUGUUUCCAAGUUUGGAUCAAUUGUUGAUUGGAAAGCUCAUAAAGUGCAAAGCAUUGAGAGACGCAAGCUUGUAGAGCAAGAACUUGAUAAAAUACACGAGGAGUUGCCUGAAUACAAGAAACAUUCAGAGGAAGUAGAAGAGGCAAAGAUUAAAGCAUUAAAGGAGCUGGACAACACAAAGAGGUUGAUAGAAGAGAUGAAGAUAGGCCUGGAGAGAGCACAAACUGAAGAAAAUCAGGCAAAACAAGAUUCUGAGCUUGCAAAGCUCAGGAUGGAGGAGAUGGAGCAAGGAAUUGCUAAUGAGGCUAGCGUUGCAGCGAAAGCACAGCUCGAGGUUGCUAAAUCCAGGCAUGAAGCUGCAGUUUCGGAGCUCAAAACUGUUAUUAAUGACCUGGAAGCGAUACGAAAGGAAUACGAUUCGUUGAUGAUAGAGAGAGAUAUAGCUGUUAAGAAAGCUGAAAAAGCUGUUUCAGCGUCGAAAGAGGUCGAGAAGAUGGUGGAAGAUUUUACCAUUGAACUCAUUACCACAAAGGAAUCCUUAGAAUCUGCACAUGCUGCCCAUUUGGAGGCAGAAGAGAGAAGGAUUACAGUAGCCGUGGCCCGAGACCAAUAUACACUCCAAUGGAAGAAGGAUCUAAAACUGGGUGAAGAAGAACUUCAGAGAAUCAAUCAACAAGUGAAUUAUACAAAAGAGCUGAAAUCAAAGAUGGACACUUCUUCAGCUUUGCUACUUGAUUUGAAAGCUGAACUAGCUGCUUAUAGGGCAUGUAAAUUUAAGCAGACAACUGAUAGAGACUCCAACGAUGAGCCAGAGAAAUCAGAGGGAAGACCUCACACUGAUAUGCAAGCAGCAAUUACUUCAGCAAAGAAGGAACUUAAAGAGAUGAAGCACAAUAUAGAAAAAGCAUAUGCGGAAGUGGAUUCGUUGAAGGCGACUGUUCAUUCAUUAAAAUCAGAGCUUGAAAAGGAGAAGCCUAAGUUGGAAAAAACUCAGUCAGAAGCCACCGUAGUCCAGCCAGAGAAGAUGACAGAGCUGCCCAAAGAACUGCAGCAAGCAGCCCAAGAGGCUGAGAAGGCCAAGUCAUUUGCUCAAAUGGCUCGUGAAGAGCUCUGCAAAGCAAAGGAAGAAGCAGAGCAGGCAAAAGCUGGAGCAAGUAGCAUAGAGAGUAGAUUACUUGUGACACAAAAGGAAACUGAAGCUGCCAAGGUUUCAGAGAAGCUAGCUUUAGCUGCCAUCAAAGCACUGCAAGCGAGUGAAUCAGCACAUAACACCAAUAAUGUCGAUUCAUCCAGUGGUGUAACACUGUCCGUAGAGGAGUACUAUGACCUCAACAAACGUGCAUAUGAGUUAGAGGCACAAAUCAACACGAGGAUGGCAGCUGUUAAGUCUCGAAUUGAGGUAGCUAACCAGUCCCAGUCAAAAAGCUUGGGAAAGCUGGAAGAAGUAAACAAAGAGAUGUAUGAAAGAAAGGAAUUACAAAGAAUUGCUAUGGAAAGGGCUCAGAAGGCCAAACAAGGUAAGUUAAGAGUGGAGCAGGAGUUGAGAAAUUGGAGGGCUAAACAUGAGCAACAACGAAUGGCUACUGAAUCGAACCAUGGACAACACGCUCCAAGCAUAAGUUUGGAGGAAUAUAAAGAAACGAACAACAUCGAGCCUGCAAGUCCACCUGCUGAUCCUCCGGCCAAAACAAAGAAUAAAUUAACUGAACCAGCACCAGAACCAAAGCCAAAGAAAAAGAAAAAGACAAUCUUCCCAAAGAUAUUCAUGUUUUUUAAUAGAAAAAAGUCCAAGACCUAGUAAGUCUUCAAUGAAGGGCUUUGUUAUCUUUGCUGUUGUGAUUUCACCCGCCUUUUUUUAUUGGUUUAUCACGGCUGCUAUAAACAAAUUUUAA